Acanthopagrus latus (yellowfin seabream) is the source of this 3637-nucleotide messenger RNA. Its product is annotated as calpain-1 catalytic subunit-like. The record is from RefSeq and is a predicted model, not a curated record. Gene Ontology annotation, cellular component: cytoplasm. Gene Ontology annotation, biological process: proteolysis. The transcript is spliced from 24 exons. Lineage: Eukaryota; Metazoa; Chordata; Actinopteri; Spariformes; Sparidae. Gene Ontology annotation, molecular function: calcium ion binding; calcium-dependent cysteine-type endopeptidase activity. The coding region runs from base 100 to 2499 and encodes 799 amino acids.
CAUGGCAACAUGUCCUCCCAGCUCCAGCCUUUCACCAAAAUAUGGUCACUACUGGUUCCAAAAAACAAAGAUGAACAUUAGUCCACAAACUAAUGAGCGAUGUCAGUGUGGAGCUGCUCACAGAACUGGACCAGAACCAGCUCUCCUUUCACAGAACUGCAGAUUUAUUGGCUCCAGUGUUCUGUCUCUUUAACGCCUCCAUGUUGUGAUGAUAAUAUGGCCCCGCCCCUCUCACCGGGCGGGGCUCACACUGCAACACAGCACCCACAACAGCAUCCAGUACUGCGCACAGAACCAGUACCGGUACUACUCCUCAGUACUGACAGCAUCCCGACUGAGACACGAGGAGCGACACGGAGCUUCCAGCAAGCCCAUUGGACAGAGAUCAGGAUGAGUGGAGGCGUAUCCGGGUGGAUCCAGAAGGAACGGCAGAAGGCUGGAGGUCUGGGCUCAGUCCAGCAGGCUGUACGCUACCAGAACCAGGACUUCCAGGCCCUGAAGGAGGAGUGUCUGCAGAAUGACUCCUUGUUUGAGGACCCAAUGUUCCCUGCAGAACCUGCUUCACUGGGCUUCAAGGAGCUGGGACCGUUCACCGCCAAAACCAGAGGGGUGGAGUGGAAGAGACCAACGGAGCUGACAGAGAAUCCUCAGUUCAUCGUGGGCGGAGCCACCAGGACAGACAUCUGUCAGGGAGCGCUGGGUGACUGCUGGCUGCUUGCUGCGAUUGGCUCUCUGACUCUGAAUGAGCGGCUGCUGCAUCGCGUCGUUCCUCACGGCCAGACCUUUAACCGCCAAUAUGCUGGCAUCUUCCAUUUCCAGUUCUGGCAGUUUGGUGAGUGGGUUGACGUGGUGAUCGACGACCGUCUGCCGGUCAAAGAUGGAGAGCUGCUGUUCGUCCACUCAGCUGAAGGCAGCGAGUUCUGGAGCGCUCUGCUGGAGAAAGCCUACGCCAAGCUGAACGGCUCGUACGAGGCAUUGUCCGGUGGCAGCACCACUGAGGGUUUUGAGGACUUUACAGGCGGUGUGUCUGAAAUGUACGAACUGAAGAAAGCUCCCAGAGAUCUUUAUCGUAUCAUCGGCAAAGCUCUGGAGAGAGGAUCACUCCUGGGCUGCUCGAUAGACAUCACCAGUGCCUUUGACAUGGAGGCGGUGACUUUCAAGAAGUUGGUUAAAGGCCACGCCUACUCUGUGACUGCACUCAGAAAGGUGGAGUACCGCGGUCGACAGGAGAGUCUGAUCCGCAUCAGGAACCCCUGGGGUCAGGUGGAGUGGACUGGUGCCUGGAGUGACAAUUCCUCAGAGUGGAGCUCCAUUGACUCUGCAGAGAAAGACGAGCUGCUCUGCAAGAUGGAGGACGGAGAGUUCUGGAUGUCUUUCCAGGAGUUCCUUCGUCAGUUCUCCAGGUUGGAGAUCUGUAAUCUGACCCCGGACGCUCUCAGUGAGGACUCCACCAGUUUCUGGAACACUACGAUGUUCGAGGGUGGCUGGAGGAGAGGAAGUACCGCUGGAGGAUGCAGGAACCAUCCCAACACAUUCUGGAUCAACCCUCAGUAUAAAAUCUGCCUGCUGGAGGAGGAUGACGACCCCGAGGACGAUGAGGCGGCCUGCAGCUUCCUGGUGGCUCUGAUGCAGAAAGAUCGCCGCCGCUACCGCCGUCAUGGCCAGGACGUGCACACCAUCGGCUUCGCCAUCUAUGAGAUUCCUGAAGAGUACCGAGGCUGUCACAGUGUCCAUAUGAAGAAGGAUUUCUUCCUGCGUCACUCAUCCUGCGCUCGCUCAGAGACCUUCAUCAACCUGCGAGAGGUGAGCGCCAGGCUCCGCCUCCCGCCCGGCGAGUACCUGAUCGUCCCGUCGACCUUUGAACCCGCCAAGGAGGCCGACUUCGUCCUAAGGGUGUUUACCGAGAAACAGUCGGAGACCGACGAGAUGGACGAUGACGUCGUGGCAAACUUUGAUGAAGAGGAGGAAGUCACAGAGAACGACAUAGACGAAUCCUUCAGGUCCAUGUUCGCUCAGCUGUCAGGAGACGACAUGGAGAUCUCAGUACGGGAGCUCAGGACCAUCCUCAACCGAGUGGUGUCCAAACACAGAGACCUGCAGACUGACGGCUUCAGUCUGGAGUCCUGCAGAGCCAUGGUCAGCCUCAUGGAUAAAGACGGUACCGCUCGACUCGGACUGGUAGAGUUUCAGAUCCUCUGGAACAAGAUCAGGAAGUGGCUGGGGAUCUUCAGAGAGUUUGAUCUGGAUAAAUCCGGAUGUAUGAGCUCGUACGAGUUGCGCCUGGCGUUGGAAAAUGGCGGGUUCAAACUCAACAACAAGUUGUAUCAGAUGCUGGUCGCUCGAUACGCCGACAGUGAGAUCAUCGACUUCGACAACUUCACCUGCUGUCUGGUCAAACUGGAGGCCAUGUUCAAGACCUUCCAGGAGCUGGACCGAGACGGGACAGGAAGUGCAGAGAUGAACAUCAUCGAGUGGCUGUAUGUGACCAUGUGUGGCUGAAGAAGACUCUGAACUUCAAAGUGGCUCCAACAGGAAGAGCGACCUGCAGUACUACAGUACUGUGUGGUACCCCAGUACUGUACUGCUGUAGUCGCUGUAGUACUCAGUCUUCCAACAUGACUACGGAGUCUCACUGCUGCCAGAACAGAACACGUUCACAUACUUCAGACUCUAUGCUGAACCGUUAUUUCACUGAUUACCAGAGAGGGUGAUGGGAGUUGUAGUCUCUUCAUCUGUUUGUGUUCAUAGCUGCACAGAGGUCAGAUAUUUAAACACAAGGACGUUUUAUUGGCACAUUACAUAUGUUCAGACUCAGGAUGCUGCAGCUGACCGACACACAAAGCACCACAUCUUAUUAAGUAGAAAUGCGUGUCUUCAUUUAAUUCAGCAUUCAAAGCUUUGAAGAGUCACACUUAAUUAACAACGUGACAGACAUUACUGAGCUUUAAUGUGAAAACUAGCCACAGGAAGUGCUUUCAUUAGCAUUAACUCAAAGUUGCUCCACAAAGUGUGUAGUUUUUCAUUAAAGCUCAUCUAAUGUUCCUGUUUAUUUCUGCUUCUCUGUUUACAACUUCUUCUCUGUCCUGUUGUGUUGUUUACAUGUAACGAGUGAUGGGACUGCAGGACCAUGAAACAACAUUUAAACUGAACUUGAACCUGCCCGCAGUGAGCCUCCGUACUCGCAAACACAGUACUACAUAUACACAGUACUGCAUAUACACAGUACUGCAUAUACACAGUACUGCAUAUACACUGUACUUCAUAUACACUGUACUGCAUAUACACAGUACUGGAUCAUCACUGCAUGAUUACUGCAGUACUACACUACAGUAUCACAGUACUGACACGAACGCGCUGCUUUAUUUAUGCACUGACGGCCUUCAGCCUGCUGCAGAUACAAACAUUAUCAAUACCUCUAUUAUCUAUUGAUUUAUUUAUUAAUGACACUGAGCUACUGUCUGCUGCCUCCUCCACCACCUCUGUUAACUAACCACCUCCACCGUCCUCCUCCACCAAUCAGCCUGAGUCACCGCUGAGGGUGUCCUGUGAGGAGGCGUUCAGGGUCAGCUCAGACGAACAAGCGCUGAUGUAGCAGAUCUGUCAUGUUUUCUCUUAUUAAAGGAAACAAAACAGCUGA